AGCAAUUUGUCUUCUAUGUUUGAGGUAUUUUUUUGAAUAGUCCUUUCAUUUCUGUCGAUUUUGAUUGCCGCAAAAUGUCACAAUCCCAGCUUUUUAUGAACAAAAAUGCCUCUACGACCUCUGUAGCUUUGCAGAAAUCCAAAAGUUUCAUCGAUCCCGAUUUCCAAAAAGGCACAUCUAAUUUCACUUACCCCAAUGGAGACACAUAUGAAGGAGAGUAUUGUGCCCAUGUCAGCGGUUUAGUCUGGAAAGAAGGAUUUGGUACUUACACCACAAAUGACGGUCAAUCGUACACAGGAAAAUGGUACGAUGAUAAAUUAAUUGAUGGUAGUCCGGUGGAGAUAACAUUCAAAGACGGUACUGUGUAUGAAGGUAACCUAGAAAAAUACAAAUUUAAAGGAGCUGGUUGCUUGAAUCUGCCAGGAAAUCUGAAACUUAUUCUAGAAUUUGUAGAAAAUAAGCCUGUUGGUGACAUUAUUUUGUUGGAUAAUGUAGGUAGACCUUGGUACGGGAAAUCAGAGGGUGACUUAUGUAUAUUCCACCAAGAAAACAUAUAUUUCGAGAAUAUACCUGCACACCGAGGGACAGGAAAGUCCCGCUAUAAGACGGAAAACAAGCUCACAAGAGUUUCUACAGAAAAAGAACGGAAAUCAAUAGACAUGGGAGCUUUAGAAGAACGAGCUUUCAAAAAGACCGAAAAACUAGCUGAAGAAUACAACUUCGACGAUUCAGAAUGGUACCAAAACUACAUAAGUUUCAAGAAAAAGCAGCAAAUUAUAAUGAGUAAGGUGAGGAGGGGUUUGAGGUCUCAGCUAACCGAUGAAGAAUUCGAGUGGUGUCUGAAGUAUGAAGAGUUCAAGGAGAGGUACGCAAAGUUGUUGCAGAGGAAGAAGGUGAAGAUAAAUGAUCCAGUGGACCUGAGUUUGUUGCACACUUUUUAUGGGGAGGAGUAUAGAGCGUCCAAACCAGAUUACGUGAUGUAUCCUACCGAACCAGAAGAGAAAUAAGAUGUAAAGACAUGCAUUUUUUUAUGUUCAUUCAAUAUACAAUGAUUACU
Molecule: messenger RNA, 1057 nt
Organism: Harmonia axyridis
Lineage: Eukaryota; Metazoa; Arthropoda; Insecta; Coleoptera; Coccinellidae
Exons: 2
Coding region: 75-1007 (310 amino acids)
Source: RefSeq, a predicted model, not a curated record